CUCACUCUGACUCUUUUAUUGCAGUCAGCAGUUUCCAUUUCAUUUCCAUUGCAAAUUAGUUAUUUCUGUUUCAUAAAUGACUUAUUUGCAGAGUUUCUAUCAGAUUUUAUUAUCUAUAUUUUACACUGUAUUCUCUUUAGUUAUCUAUGCCGACAUUUUGAGCUUUUUUCUUCUUUUAACACAGUGACACAUCUCGAUGCAUAAACGAUCUUCGGUCACACGCCCAGCCUCAGCACCAGCGCAUCCUUUCUCCACGGGGCUUCUCCCCCCUCUAUGCGCACCAAGACCAGGAGAAACAGAGAGGCGCGAGGCCUUCGUGAUCAGGACCAACACCUCGUUCUUCUCCUCCCGAGCUCGUUUCUCUCGGUCCGUUAUGUCUUUGAGCCUGCUCCCCCUCUCGCCAUGCCCGCUGCUCAACGCUACCCGCCGCCGCUGCUCCUCUUUCUGUCCUCGUCGCUGUUGAUUUCCUGCCUGGAUGGGGCGGCGGAGGGCGGCGGCCUGCUCUCCUCCUCCUCCUCCUAUUCCUAUUCCUCCUCCUCCUCCUCCUUCUCCUCCUCGCCCGGGGACAAUGGCCUCACAGCCGCGGUCGGAGAGCCGUCUGGUACCGAUACGACCGGGUCUCCGGGGCAGUCUCUGAGCCCCUCGGCUCUGGUAGCAGAGCCCCAGUUUGCCCUGAAGGUCCUGGUGAGGGACAUGGUGACCCGGCAGCCUCUGUCGGGGGCCUCGGUGGACAUUUACGUGAACCACACGGUGAGGAGUUCUGCCCAAACAGGACAGAGAGGGGAGGUUCUGUUGUGGGUGGCGUACAGUCCAGGCCUCAGUCUGACCCUGCUGGGAAGCAUGGAGGGCUACGUCCCCAGCCCACUACCCUGGAGCACCACCAAGAGACCAAUUUUCUCUGCUGUGACGUUGCUGCUGCUCCCUCACAGUCAGGGGAACAUCUGGCUCUUUGAUGACUCUGUACUCAUCACCGGGAAGUUACCUGACAGCUUGUCCCAACCCAAGGUGAAGUUCCCCAAGAACCUCCUCACGAUCUCCGAUAAAAGCAACAUCUCCUCAGUGACGGCGUACCUGACCGUACUGCACCGCCACCUAGGAAAGAACUGUGCCAACUGCACCCCAGGCAUCAUCAGCAACAAAUCAGUGCUCAGAAGCAUCGAGCUGAAGGCGGUGGCGGGCGUCAGUGUCCUGUUAUACUCCGAUGGUGAGCAGCUCCAGGUUCGUGGGCCCAUCCAAAUCAGCCUGCCGCUGGGAGACACCACACACCUGAGGGCCUCUGACACCGUACCAGCCUGGGCCUUCAACACGAGAACAGGUGCCUGGGAGAACCAGGGUCUGGGAAUAGUUAAAACCGUCGGCCGUGAGCUGGUUUGGACGUACACUGCUUCACAUCUGGGCUACUGGAUAGCUGCCCCCCUGCCCUCAUCCACAGAUUAUUUAGGACAUGGCAGCUCUUUGGAUUUCCUAUCUUACCAUACCUACCUGUUGAUGGGAAUCCUGGGAGUGACUCUGGCUACAGUGGUUGGACUUCUUUCCUUGCUCCUUUGCCACUGCAGAGGUUCCUAUCGCGAGCCCAGGAGGAGGAGGGCACGCUUUUCCAAACUCACAGUGGUGAAGAAGGACCAAACCACCUCAACCCACUUGGAAGAGGGCUUGUUGUUCCGAUCCGGUGACAACAGCCUGGCCUCCUGCAGCGUCCAGUGCGAGCCGUCAUCCACGCCGAGGCACAAGGCCAACUACAACAUCUACGUGGAGGAUCCGGGGGGUCGACCGGGAGCUCCUCUUUACGAGAACCUCGCUCCAGAUCGGAAGAAGGGUCCCCAGCCGUCGUCUCACUACAUCAACAGUGAAGAAGUGGCUCGGCUGAGGGAGAAGUCGGAGCAGAAUCGGGUCAACAUCAACUCUGACAGCUUCUUCCAAGAUAAGCUGGUUCAUAUCUACAACCAGCCGGUGGCUAUUAUUCAGGCUCCAGAGCUCUUCGGUGCUCAGGAGCUUCCAGGCUGCAAGUCUGCCACUUUCCCUCGCAAUGGAGUGGAGUAUGAUGCUCACUCCGAGCCUGCAAGUAAAGACAGCUAUACACAGACGCUACCUAAAGCCCAAGGAGGAAGCAGCCCGCAGCAGAGCAGCCACGAUGAUCCCCAGCCUCUGGAGACCCCUCCUCCAGGACAAGGCCCUAAUGCCGGUGUGUGGGGACGCUACAGCAAUCUGCUUGAAUCCUCCGUCUCCGUGCCUGGGACUCUGAAUGAGGCGGCUGGUAUGGAGGCCUUCAGGAGUGGGCAUGGUGUGCCCAGCGAGUUGCAGGGGAUUUCAGAGCGCACCCUGCUAGAGCUGACCCGCGGGAAGUCCUCGUCAUCUCAUCCCAGGGCCUGGUUUGUGUCCCUGGACGGGAAGCCGGCCGCCCAGGUUCGACACUCCAUCAUUGAGCUGCAGAGCCGCCACCGCCCGCCGAGCAGCAACGACACCAGCCUGGACUCGGGGGUAGACAUGAACGAACCUCUGCAGAACAUCCGCGAGACAGAGCGCGACAGACCUUCGAUCAGGGCCUCUUCCCUGCCCCACCACAGCCGAGGCGGGCGCUAUGGCGAAGAGCAGGACCUGAGCAGUAGUGAGAGCGGCACCACCGCUACCUGCACGCCGGAGGACCCUUCGCUGAGGAACAUUUUAGACGGGAGCAGUGGGGCUAUUCCCAAUAUUCCCGAAGAGCGGGAUGGCAUGGAUACAUCCAGCGCUCAGGAGGACAGCGAGUCGAGAGGUACGCCUCCCCCACGGCGCCUGAGAAAAGUGCGAGAGAAGGGGAAGACGGAAAAGAGGAGUGCCAAGCAUGUCCGGGAAGGCAGACCUCUCACCAAGAGAAGUUAGAGCGUGGCUCACAUCACCACAAACGUCUUUUCAUCAGUUAAAUGUCCCACGAUGAUCCAUUUAACCGAGUGAUUCCAGUCACGUUUUACCACUUGUGUUCACACAGGCAUCGUUGUUGUUAUGUGAUUGUACAACUUUGCCAAAGAAUGCAUAAGCCAGCUCAAGAAGUAAAGCAGAAUCCAUGCCAUUUGGAAGCGGUUAUGUAGCUGCCGUUAGACAAGUACGUGCACCAUUGUUCUCCCCAUUCUCCAGAAUCUGAAGAUCACCAGCAAGAUUCUUCACAGCAAAUGUCCGUGUGAACACGAUGCCCCAUAUUCCCCAGCGCUGGCAUUAUAGAGGGUGCCUUCUUACUGCCUGUAAUCAUGAAAUAUGAUCCUAUAAAGUCACAGUAUUUGUCUACUAAAUUUGAUGAGUUUGCAGGACAGACACAGGUCUAUUUGUAGUGCACUUAUCCUCACCAUAAAUGCCUGCUGUAAAUUAAAUAACACAGAGAAGCUUUGGCUAUUUGCGAUGCUCACAUCUACUUUAGGCCACAUUGCCUCAUGUCACUCAAAAUGAGCCUCUGGGAUUAGUCGAGAACCCAUCUGCUUCAACUUUCCACCCAACCUCGGACUCUGAUGGACUUUAGAGAAAACCUUUGGUGUGUAUUGUAAAGCUAAGCUGCCAUUUUCAAGGUUUAAAGCCUUCAAUUGUUUUUUUAAUGCAUGAAAUUAAAUGUUUCCUCGUGUCUAUGAACAUAUUUUGCAAUUUAACGUAGAGUUAACAUUAAUCAUCAUAGCUGGUAGAUUACUUUGGGAACUGAAUUCUCACAUUUUAUGGUCUAGUCUUGAGGAGACUCGAUAUUGUGCUGCCAACCACUUCAUGCUUUAUUGUUAUUAUUUUAAAAA
Messenger RNA from Mugil cephalus (flathead mullet), 3746 nucleotides. RefSeq names its product protein FAM171B (gene fam171b). The record is from RefSeq and is a predicted model, not a curated record. Bases 274 to 2859 code for a protein of 861 amino acids. The transcript has 8 exons. Lineage: Eukaryota; Metazoa; Chordata; Actinopteri; Mugiliformes; Mugilidae.